Messenger RNA from Clunio marinus, 11807 nucleotides. The record is from the annotation of a GenBank genome assembly. Lineage: Eukaryota; Metazoa; Arthropoda; Insecta; Diptera; Chironomidae.
AAAAUCAAAGGAAAUCUUUUUAAAAUUGAAAUGAUAAAUUAUCAUAACCAGGAAUGAAUCGAAAUGUGAUGUCGAAACUUUGAAUAUCAUCAAAAUUUCAAGUGAAUACUGGGAAGAAAUUUUCAGAAUUAGUCUUCAUCGUCGAGUGAAUCACAGUCAAUUUGUAAUUCAACAAUGAAUAUCAUAAGAAAGCUCGGUGUGGGAUCAAACAACUCGUCCAACACAAAUGAAGCAAAUACUGACGCUUCGCAGAAUCAACUUGGACUUAUGCAUUUAAAAAAAUUAUUCAAUGAGUUUACUCAUCCAAAGGACCCUCUUUCGGAACAAGAGCGAGACAGUAAAUUGUACAACAUGCUUCCGUUAUUCUGCAAAGUGUUUGGUUCUUGUCAUUCAGGUGAAAUGAAUGAAAAAUUUUGGGAUAUUCUCGCAUUUUGUCAACAAAUAUCAAGACUUAUGGUAUCAGAGAUUAGACGAAGGGCAAGCAAUCAGUCAACCGAAGCCGCAUCAAUAGCGAUUGUAAAGUUCCUUGAGAUCGAAAAUUAUGAAGAAUCUUCAAAUGGUUGGAUGUUGCUUUCAGCUUUGAAUCUUCUUGCUGCUGGUGAUCAAUCGAUUAUUCAAACAAUGACAUCAGCAUCAGUGCCAUCAACUCUUGUAAAGUGUCUUUAUUUAUUUUUCGAUUUGCCUGAUAUCACCGAUGAAGAAGAAACACAGCCAAAUGAAGGCUGCGAUUUCACACCAAGAGAACGAAGAAUUCUCCUUCAAAAAAUUUUCGUUCAACUUUUAGUUCGUCUCUGUUCACACUCUUAUCCUGCUGAAGAAUUAGCACGUAUGGACGACUUGACACUUCUCUUUUCUGCCAUAACAUCGCAAUGUCCGAAUUAUAACAUUAUUUGGAGAAAAUCAGCUGCUGAAGUUCUUACGACAUUGUCACGAUAUGGUCUCACCGAUCCCGUUGUCAAUUAUAUUCAUUCCAAAGGCUGUGUUGCACUUUCCAUCGAUAACAUGCAACGAUCUCCACAACUGACACCACUCGAAGUUGUUGAAAUGUUUGUUGCUGUUUUCUGCUUCUUAAAAGACUCAAGUGAAGUUUCUCAAACAUUACUCGAUGACUUUCGAGUUUGUCAAGGCUACAACUUCAUUGCUGAUUUCUUGUUAAAACUCAUCGAGGAAAAGAAUCAAAAUAGUGAAACACAAGCCGCUAUUAGGAAUCUCGUGUUUAUGAUUGCAUCGCUUUGUAUGUGUGGUUAUCAUGAGCCUCGAUUAAAUCAGAAUCCAACUGGAACACUCUUUCAAAUGCAGGGAUUUCAAAUGCCUCAGACCACCUCUCGUCACACAUGUGUCCGGAAUGUUCAUGCUUUUCAAGUCCUCCAGAAUGUGUUUCUUAAAUCAAAUUCAACAUCACUUUGUUGUACAAUUCUCGAUGCCAUCUCAAGUGUUUAUCAUUCCGAUAAUGCAAAUUAUUUCAUAUUAGAGUCUCAGAACACGCUGAGUCAGUUCACCGAGAAGAUUCACACGAAGAGUCUUGAAAUACAAGAAAAAUUCUUUGAACUUCUUGAAUUCAUUGUCUUUCAAUUGAACUUUGUGCCGUGUAAGGAGCUCAUCUCUCUAUCAAUUCUGUUGAAGUCGAAUCAUUCCAUUAGUUGUAGCAUUUUAUGCAUGAAGACGUUGCUGAACAUUCUCAAACACAACACCAUCUUUAAAGAUGUUUAUCGAGAAGUUGGAAUACUUGAAGUAUUUGUCUCAUGUCUCAAUCGAUAUUUCACAUUUAUUGAACAACAUUUUACCACUGAAAACGAUGAUGAUGAUAAUAAUGAUGAAGAUUAUGAGAAGAAAGUCGAGAAAUUGAUUGGUGAUUCAAAUGAAACUCUUGGAAAAUUAAUUCUGGAAGCUUUGACGAUUCUAAUGUCGAGCAACAGUAACAACAGCAAUGUGUUCCGUGAAUCUGGUGGAGCUAAAGCCAUUCAUGAGAUUGUAAAAUUUAAACAUUGUCGUGACAGUAUUUUGGGAAUUAUUCGUGAAUUAAUUUUAUCAAAUGGCGGUGAUGAUGACAUGCUUUUUAUUCUAACAACAAUGCAUUCAGCUCCACCACAUAACAUUGAAUUAAAGAUUCAAAUUCUAAAAUCAGUUCUUGGAUGUCUUCGCGACUCACAUCGAACGCGUGUUGUGUUUAGAAAAGUUGGUGGAUUUGUUUAUGUGACGAGUGUUUUCGUGUCGCUUGAUGGAAAACUUUCUGAUAACUCUGACGUUGUGAUGAGUGGUGAAGAGUCAUCAGAUGAACGAAAGAUUCAUCUUCAAGAUUUAUUACAAUUAUUAAACAUUGUUUUUCAAACACUCGCCACUGCUAUGCGCUUCGAACCAGCAAACGCUAAAUUCUUCGCUCAGGAGAUUUGCUCAACGUCUCUAUGCGACACGCUUCGCUUGAUGGGAUGUUUCAGUAACCGAAUGGACUUCGGUGAAUCAUCGCAAAGUGCUGACAUUUUUGAAUCAAUCGAUGGUUAUUAUCAAAGUGUUUUCACUGGCAACUUGUUAAAGCCGGAAUUUUCCCACGAGUUUCCACUUUCAAUGACAUUCUCGUGUCUAAUUUAUCGCUUUCUUUACGAUCUUGUGUUGGACAACUUCGACAAGCCGAAUCUUUCCGGUGUUCUCAACAUAUCUAUAACAAAUCAAUCAAAGCCAUCAGAAGUUAAUAAACUUCAAAAAUUAGAUCCACGAGUUGCUGUUUCAACACUUAAUCUCACACAACCACUUCCAGAACCAUUAAUUGUUCAUCCUGGCAUUGUCAUUUGUAUGCUCCAACUUCUGCCUUCAGUCGAACAUGAAGUGGAAGUGAUACGCGGCCAAUGUCUUCAACUUUAUCUUGCAGAAGUGAUUAAAAGUCUUGUGAGAAGUGAGAGAAAUCAACAAAUAAUGUGCGAAUCAGGAUUAGCUGGACAUUUAUUAAAGAUUGGGAAGACUGUUCUUGCUGAAGAAAAAAAUGUUCUUCAUGUUCCACUUCAAUACAUUCUCGAACGUCUGGCAGCUCAAGCAUUGAAGCCAACUGAACUACGUGAAUUUCUUCGACUUGCUUCUCCACUUCAAUGUGAAAAUUUAGUUCUUGGGGAAUGUUACAAAGACGGUGGGCCUGUGCCAUUGACGAGAAUCAAAACACUUGUCUCCAUGACAACUCCGAGAGACUUUCGUGCUCAUGGUUCAUGCACUUUACCACCAUUUGUUGAAUUUGACAUGAUGGCUGAAGGAUUUGGUUGCUUAUAUCUUCCUAGCAUCUCACCGCAAGCACCAGUGUUAGGCGGUGGAGCAAGUAUGGAAGCUGGAACGACAGUUGGUGGAAUUGGAAGUGGCGAACGUGUUUUCCCACCGCAAACAGGUCUCACAUAUUCAACAUGGUUCUGUGUUGAUAAAUUUUCCGAUCCAAGAACAGAUCCGCAUUGUGUUCGAUUGCUAACAAUAACAAGAAUUGUUAACAACUUAAGAGAAGAUAAUGUUGUGUGUUUAUCCAUUCUUUUAUCAGCAAGAGAUAAAGCGAUCAUUGUCUCAACACAAGAAACUCAUCUUCCACCAAAUGUUGGUGAAUGGGAACCUGAUGGUACAGGUGACAACAGUGCUCGAAUAUGGUGCCCAGAUGUUCUUCAUGAAGGGCAAUGGCAUCAUUUAGCUGUGGUUUUGAAUCGAGCUGUGCUGAAGAAUUCAAGUUUCUCGUUGUUCCUUGAUGGUCAACACAUGCACACACAAAAGCUUCAUUACAUUUCACAAACACCUGGUGGAACAACAAACAGCAGUGUGAAUGCUACAAAUUCAGUUUAUGCGAUAAUUGGUACACCACCAGCAUGGCGGCGUUAUUCCAGACUUUGUUGGAAACAAGGAGUUUGUCAUUUGUUAGAAGAUGUUUUAACAGCACAAACCGUCGCAGUCAUCUUUAAACUUGGCCCACAUUACAUGGGAUCACUUCAAGCACCACAAUUAAGGAAGCAUGCUGAACCUAUGAAUCCAUUAAUUCCAGAAGAACGUGUCACGUUUGGAUUAAACGCAAAAGCAAUGAGUCAACUGACAUUAGCGAGAAUAAGAAAAGUUUACAGUCGUGCUGACAACAAAAUGAUUGCAAAACAAUUGGGAAUGAGCUCAAAUGAGAAUGCAACACCGAUAAGGAUUCUCCAUAAUUCCGCUGGUCAUUUAGCGGGAUCAGCAAGGACACUUGGUGGUGUUGUUGUUGGAUAUUUGGGUGUUCGUGUGUUUAGCCCAAAUCCAGUGUCAACAAUGAUGGGGACAGUUGGUGGAUGUAACGUUUUGCUUGGAAUUAUUGCAAUGGCACAAGAUGUUGAGAGUUUGUAUGCUGGAGUUAAAGCAUUGACUUGUGUUGUGAGAAGCAAUAAAGCAGCACAAGCUGAGAUGGAUCGUAAACGAUGCUAUCAAACUUUAGCGAUGUUCUUUAAGAAGAAGAGAAAUUUACUCAAUUCUCAUAUUCUUCAUUUGACUUUUAGUCUUGUUGGAACUGUAAAUUCGGGACAAGAAACAUCAGCAGCCAUUCCGAAUGUCACAGCAUUUCAAGAUCUUCUUUGCGACUUGGAAAUUUGGUUAAAUGCACCGAACGGUCUUUUACGUUCACUCCUUGAACAUCUUCUCGAAUUAGCAUCAGAAUCUGGUGAAAAGAAGACAAACAUUCGUAUAAUGCGUGAACUUCAACUUGUUCCAAAGCUUCUUCACAUCAUUUGCGAUAUUAAUGAGAAUGCAACGAAAGAAAUUCUUUUCACACUUUUAGCGAUUCUUCUUGGUGGACAACCACGACUUGGCGAUUUACUUCAUUUUGGUCAAUUCAUAACAGCAAAGUUACCAAUCGGAAAUGAAAAUGAGAAGCUUCUUGAUCUUUCACAUCUCGUUUCCAACAAAGAUUUCACAUUAAUUGAUGACAAUAUUGAGAAUAAUGCCACGAGUAAUUCCAUUCGACAAAUCAUUUUAAGAAAUCGCUGUUUGUCUUUGCUUCAUUCACUUCUCUUUACUGCUAAGAACACGGUCAAUCCAGCAAUUUGUAGUGAAAUUUCUCGUGUUCUUGGACUUGAUUGGAUUCUUUUAUUUAUGCAACCAAACAUGCAUCCAUCAACAGUUGUUUGGAGUAUGAGAAUACUUGUUGUGUUGCUUGCAAAUGAAACAUUAAUUACAAGAUUCAGAGAAGGAUCCUACAAUGGCGGAUAUUUAAGAAACACCGAACUCAUAUCACAAAAUAAAAACGCUGUGGUGCUUGCUUCAUCGAAUCAAAUGACAACUGGUGGUCCAGUGAGUCCAAGCAAUUUAGUAUCAUCGCAGCCAGGAAUUAUUCUUCCAUCACAAAUUGCUGGUGAAGUUAAAAUACAAGCUUUGAGUGUAAAUGGAUUUCAAUAUCUCGAAUGGUUACUUCCACAUCAUUUGGAGAUUCCUGAACUUUAUUUUCUCAUCACAGCUAUGAUUAUGGGCCAACCAGUGAAAUGUCUCGCAUCUGAUCAUACAAAACUUGAUCUUGACAAGGUUUGGUCCUUCCUUUGGGGCGGUCCAGUGUCGCCAUCGAAUACAAACGGACCGAAAGUUGUUCUAUGUCCUGAAGCUGUUUGUACUUUAUUAACAAUUGUUAGAACGAUUGUUCAUACAAAUAACGAAAUUGAAUGGCUUAAGAAUCAUCCUGUGACAAUAAUUCAAGUUAUUUUCUCACUUUAUCACAAUUUAACAGAUUUUAUGCCAGUUUUGAUGCUUGGUGAAGUAAUAGCAGCACUUGUUGGAAUUCUUUUUCCACCUGAAAAUAGUGCGGAAAACGAAAGUAAUGCGACGACACCAGAAGGUGGUGAAAUCUCACAAAAUCCAAUUUUAUCAAGUUCAUCUGGAAGUUGUAAUGGUCAGUUGACUGAACAUCCAGUGAGAAAAUUUGUGAUUGAUUUAUUGCGUGUAAUUAUUGUUGAUUCAUUGAGUUUAGCUGUAACUGGUAAGACGCCAGUCAUUGACCUCGUUAUUGAUGUGUCACCGGAACAUUCUGACAUUGCAAUGCAAACAUCAUUUCAAACUGAAAUCAUCACAGCUUUGAUGGAUCAUUUGUUGGCUGCUGAUAUGCUUGUUGGCGAACAAGCAGCUUUGCCAAUUGUUCCCCUUCUUCAAUCACAUAUUCAAAAUAUUGCGCCGAAUGUUUUCUACCUAACAGCAAGAAUUGUUGAUAAACUUUGGCAGAAUUGUCUUCAUAAAGAUCCACAUGAGAUAUUUGAAUUCAUUGUGAAGUUGAUUGGACAAGCGAAACGACGACCAUCAAGUAUUUCACUUGAACAUCUCCAUCAUUCAUUAAAUCGCACGAUUCUUUAUCUUCUAUCACGUCCAACAGAAUCAGUUGCUGAACAAAUGGCAGUACUUGACACUCUUCAUAAGCUCACAACAAAUCGAUUGUUGAUCUUUGGUGCUGGUAAUCAUGAGCUCGAAUUCAUUGGUUGUUUGACUUAUUGUCUUCUUCAAUUAACAUCAAAUAUGAAAAUUGAACUUGAUACAAAUGCAAAGAACACAACUUGGCAUGUUUCUCGUAAUGAAAUGGUUGAAUCACGUGAUGAACUUUUAAAUCAACAUCAGGGAAGGAAUUUAAUUGUUGGCGCAGCUUUUCGAGUAUGGGAAGAACUUUAUGUAUGUAAAAAACCAGCAAUUGAAGAAGUCUUUAAAAUAACAUUGACAAAUCCACCAACAAAUGCUAAAGCACCAGAUUUAUCAGCUACAAGGGAACAAGUCAUUGAUUCAGCGGUUAAACUUUGGCAUAAUUAUAUCGACAGUGAGAAGAAAGCAACGUGUCGCGUUCCUUGGGAACUUCACAAUCAAAUUCAAUCGAAAAUUCAAAAAGUUACUGGUGGAUUGACACGUUUAGCGAGUCGAACAAAAGUUAAGAAGGAUGAUGGUGUGAAGUCGAAGACAAGUGUAAAGAAACAGUCAGCAUUAGAAUGGACAAAUCUUCAUAUAAGUUUAGUAAGAGAUUUAUGGGAAAUGCGUUGUGCUCAAUAUAUUCACAUGUCGCAACAUACACAACGUUACGUUCUUCAAGAAUGGAUUCAAUCUGAAUGUGAAUUGACGAGAGAGCGAGGAUUGUGGGGACCGACAAAAGGUUCAAUUCUUGACAAAUGGACAUUGGAUUCUACUGAAGGUCCACACAGAAUGCGAAAGAAAACAAUGCGAAAUGAUUUAUUCUAUUUACAUUAUCCUUAUCGUCCUGAACUUGAACUUCCUGACAACAAACAAUUGAAAUAUAAAGUUGCGACUAGUUUUGAUAGUAAAAAAUAUUUUCAAUGUUAUCAAACGUCGAAUCAUAAAACUCGCGUACUUUGUGAAGCUGAAAUGUCUGUUCAUGUGAAGACAACAGCAAAUACCCCACCAGAAACUCCUACAGAACAGCAACAACAACCAUUGACGCUAAAUCGAGCACAAAGUGAACCUGGUGAAGAGUUUGACGAAGAUGCUGAAGAAGAAGCAGCAGCAGCUGCAAUGGUCCCAGACAAUCAAACAUUGUUGAGAAUGUUGGAAGAGAAUGAAAAGAUUUCUCACAUGUUUCGUUGCGCGAGAAUUCAAGGUUUGGAUACAUCGGAAGGUUUGAUAUUGUUUGGGAAAGAACAUUGCUACGUUGUUGAUGGAUUUACUUUGAUUAAGAAUCGUGAGAUUCGUGACAUUGAUUCAAUGCCUGAUGGAACUUAUGAGCCGAUCCUUCCAAACCCAUCUGGAAAUCAAUUGAGACAAGAAUCUCUCAGGCAAUGCUCAAAAUUUGCUUACGAAGACAUUCGUGAAGUUCACAAACGUCGUUAUUUAUUGCAACCAAUUGCAUUGGAAAUUUUCUCUGGUGACGGUCGAAAUUAUUUGUUAAGCUUUCAAAGAAAAGUUAGAAAUAAGGUUUAUCAACGUGUUAUGGCAUUAGCGACAUCAAUUGCUGACAAUGCUCAAUCAUCAGUUGCUGGCCAAAGAAGAACUGCGAGUGUUGAACAAACGUCGGGUCUUUUGAGUAGCUUAAUUGGUGAAACUUCUGUCACACAAAGAUGGGUACGCGGAGAGAUUUCAAACUUUCAAUACUUGAUGCAUCUUAAUACACUCGCUGGUCGUUCUUACAAUGAUCUAAUGCAAUAUCCAGUUUUUCCAUGGAUCUUAGCUGAUUAUGAUUCAGAAGAUUUGGAUUUAAUAAAUCCAAAAACAUUCAGAGAUUUUUCGAAACCAAUGGGAGCACAAUCACCAGAACGUUUAGAACAAUUUCAGAAAAGAUUCAAAGAAUGGGAUGAUCCACAAGGAGAGACACCGCCAUAUCAUUAUGGAACACAUUACAGUUCAGCGAUGAUUGUUUGUUCAUAUCUUGUUCGCCUUGAACCUUUUACGCAGCACUUUUUGCGGUUGCAAGGUGGACAUUUUGAUCUCGCUGAUCGCAUGUUUCAUAGCAUCAAGGAAGGUUGGUUUUCAGCCUCGAAACAUAACAUGGCAGAUGUAAAAGAACUUAUUCCUGAGUUUUUCUAUCUUCCUGAGUUUCUUGUCAAUUCAAAUAAUUUUGAUUUGGGUGCGAAACAAAACAGUGAAGUGUUGGGUGACAUCAUUUUACCACCAUGGGCUAAACAAGAUCCAAGAGAAUUUAUUAGACUUCAUCGUGCAGCACUUGAAUGUGAUUAUGUUUCACAAAAUCUUCAUUUGUGGAUCGAUUUGAUCUUUGGAUAUCGACAACAAGGACAAGCGGCUGUUGAUGCUGUAAAUGUUUUCCAUUAUUGGUUUUAUGAAGGCAAUGUUGACAUUUACAACAUCGAUGAUCCUUUGAAAAAGAAUGCAACGAUUGGAUUUAUCAAUAACUUUGGGCAAAUUCCUAAACAAUUGUUCAAGAAACCCCAUCCUUCGAAGAAGAUGUCAGGAUUUCGUCAGUCGAUGAUUGAUCCAACGCCAAUGUUAACAUCAAGUUCAGUGCCGGUUGAAAAGAUGUUCUUCCAUAAUUUGGAUAAUUUAAAGCCUAGCAUUCAACCAGUUAAAGAACUUAAAGGACCAGUUGGACAGAUCAUUCAUCCCGACAAAAUUGUCCUUGCUGUUGAACAAAAUAAAGUUUUGAUGCCACCAACAUUCUCACGUUACAUUGCUUGGGGAUUUGCUGAUCAUUCGUUGAGGAUUGGGAUGUACGAUAGUGAUCGUGCAAUGUUCGUCUGUGAAUCAACAGCACAUUCUGGCGAGAUUCUUGCAUGUGCUUCACCAAAUGCUCGAACGAUAAUAACAGCUGGAACAAGUUCAGUUGUGACUGUAUGGGAGUUGAAUUCAAGACAAAAAACUUUGAAUGUAAAGCAUUCAUUGCAUGGACAUACUGAUGCUGUCACAUGCUUAGCAGCAAGUCCAGCCUACAACAUUAUUGUGUCAGGUUCACGAGAUGGAACUGCAAUUGUUUGGGAAAUGAAUCGUUUCAUAUUUGUUCGACAACUUCGUGAUCAUGCAAGUUUGGUUGCUGCUGUUGCUAUUAAUGAUUUAACUGGUGAAAUAGCAACAUGUAGUGCAACUUGGCUUCAUAUUUGGUCAAUUAAUGGUGAUUGUCUAGCAACAGUCAACACAAGCAUUGGAUCAGCUGAUAGGAUGCAACAAAUUUUGUGUGUUGCAUUUUCAAUGACAAGAGAAUGGGAUUCGCAAAAUGUUAUCAUCACUGGAUCAACUGAUGGAGUUGUGAGGAUGUGGUCAAUGGAUUAUGUUCAAGUACCAGAAGAACGUCCAGAAACAAUAAAUGAAAUUAAAGAAGAAGUUUUCGUAGAAGAGUCAAAGGAAGUUAUAAAAGAGAAGAAGAAGGCUGAGUUAGUAAAACAAAUGAGUCUUUCAACUGAUGGUGGAGCGCUCGCAAAGUCAGGAUCAGAGUCAAGCAUAUCUGAAGCGUGUGAUAGUAUAAAAGAAUCAAAGAAACAAUUUGAAGAUGAAAAAGAUGAAUGUAGUGACAAAGAAGAAAUGCAAGCACAAGACAACAACAAAAACCAACAUCUGACAAUUGACAAUAAAAGCGGAAUAAGUGGAGCAAAAUCAAUGACACAAUUGAAAGAUGCUGGGAGUGGUGGUGGGAAAAGUGGGAGUGAUGAUGUUAAAAGAAGAAGUGGACGGAGAGAAACAAAGCUUCGAAGUGUUUCUCAUAUCGAACAAUCAAUCGACGAUUCUGAUGACUUUGAAGAUAUCGGAUGUUCAUCUGAAAAAGGAAUUCGUCCAAGUAAGUCAGAUACGAGUUUAACCGAAUCAUUUGUUAUGAUCGAUAAUAAUGAUGGUGGUGGGCGACGAUUGUCUAACAAACAAAAUAUUUUACGUUAUGGGUUCAAAUGGCAAAAGCAACUUGUCUUCAGAUCAAAAUUAACUAUGCACACAGCUUAUGAUCGUAAAGAUAAUUCAGAGCCAGCCAGUAUUACAUCUCUUGCUGUGUCGAAGGAUCAUCGUACGCUUUAUGUUGGUGAUGCUCGUGGUCGAGUUUUUUCAUGGAGUGUCGCUGAACAACCAGGUCGAGGUAUGGCUGAUCAUUGGCUGAAAGAUGAAGCAGCAGAGCAAUGUGUUGGCUGUCAUAUACGAUUUUCAAUCUAUGAACGUCGUCAUCACUGUCGUAAUUGUGGUUUGGUCUUCUGUAAUAAAUGCAGUCGAUUUGAAUCGGAAAUUUCUCGACUUCGCUUAUUAAAACCUGUCCGAGUUUGUCAAUCAUGCUACACACAACUGAGACAUUCUUCAACAUCUUUUGACAACAAUUAAAUCUUUCACUUCGACUCAGGACUACUUCAUUUUAUAUAAUUUAACUCUUUCUCCAAUUCGCAUCAUCGUUGCUAAAUUAUCAGUAUUCAAAUGACAUUCUUUUUAAUUAUUUUAUUGAAAGCAAAAGUCUGGGUAAAAUGAAAAAAAAGGCGACGUGAAUUUGACGAAACUAAAUAUGAAAUGUUAAUAAAAUUGAAAGUGUGUAGGUGUAAUAUGAGUAAGUGUGUGUGUAGGUCAGUUAAAAGUCGACAUUAAAAUUAACAACAAAAUCCUUUUGUCGACUUUAGAUAAAAAAUGGAAAAGUUAUUUGUGUUAUAUAAAGUGUAAUUAACAUUCACAUUGAGCGACCUGUAGCUGAAAAUCGUUUAUAAUCCAGCAUUGUUAGUUAUCACUAAAUAUUUCAACUAUCUAGGAAAAUCAUUUCAAUCACCAAGCGUAGAAUGAAAUUGUACACAAUUUAGACAAAAACGUAAAUCAAAAAGUCCACUCAACCCUACGAAAUUAUCGCAUUAUCAUGAAAUCUGACAUUCAAAGUUGACUGGUAUAGAUUGAAUUAAAGAUGUUAACCAAUACCCGAAGUCAUGUUUGAAGAAAAAUGUCAAAAUAUCUUAGCUUAUAAGCUCCAGAAUAUUGACAUUAAGAAAGAACAAAAGUAACUUUUUUCAACUAAUUUAUUGAUUUAUUCUCGAUUUGACUGAGUGUUAAGAUGAAAAUGUUUAAAUUUGAAAGCUUUUUUGACUUUUUUUUCUUGUGUUAAUUUAAAUAUUGGUGAUAUUUUUUUAUGUUGUUUUUAAAAGACGAUGAAACUGUUUUUGAUUUGAAAAUUUUAUUUAUUCAUAGAUACCUAUUUAAGCUGAAAUAAGUUUGAAGUUUUAAAUAAUUUGCGUUGAAUUUAAUUCGUGAUGUUGAAAUUGAGAAACAACAAUAAUUGAAUGAAAAGCAAAUUAUUGAAAAGCUUCUCAGUAAAUAUUGUAGAUAAUAAUUUACAAUCAUAAAAUGCAUGAAACUAAACAAUAAAUAAACUGUAAUCUUAAUAAAUAAAUUGUACGAAUUAUAUGAACCUAGAACAGAAAAACAAUAAAUUGUGCAAUAAAAUUAUAUUGGGAAAAUAUUAU